AUGGCGGACCCACGGGAAAACGGCGCGGCAAAGUUGACGUCACCUGAGACCGACAGGCCAAACGACGCCUCUGCCGCGGCGCCGCGUCGAGAGAGCGAUGAGAAGAAGCCGGGGUCGUCGGCCGGAAACUCGCAUGCGCCAUCGACCGCCGUGGACCAGUCCAAGCCCGCCGACUUUGAGGGCGAGCUGUCCACGACCAACGAGCUGCCGUCCCCCGAAACCAUCAGCAAGAUUGACAACUACGUCGUCCUCGACCGGGAUGGCCGGACGCACACCUUCCAGAGCCUCUACAGCGGUCGCAAUGCCGCGCGCCGAGUGCUGGUCCUCUUUGUGCGACACUUCUUCUGUGGGAACUGCCAGGAGUACCUGCGGUCGCUGUCCGCAUCAGUCACUCCCGAAGCCCUGCUGCGGCUGCCCAUCAGCACCUUUGUAGUGGUCAUCGGCUGUGGCAACCCGUCCCUGAUAGACAUGUACGUCGAGACGACAAAGUGCCCCUUUCCCGUCUACACCGACCCGACUGCGUCCCUGUUCAACGAGCUCGGCAUGGUCAAGACGCUGGCCCUGGGCCCCAAGCCCGAGUACAUGAGGAGGCCCAUGAUACGGGGCGUUGUCGAGAGCAUCGGCCAGGCCCUGCGAUCCGUCCCCAGCGGCAUGGCCCUCAAGUCGGGCGACCACCGGCAGGUCGGGGGCGAGUUUCUCUUUGAGCCGGUCGAUGUCGUGACGCCCGUCGUGACGCCCUUGGACGAGAUCCCCAACCCAAUGGGCCCCAGCUACGGCGGACGAGGCGACGAGAACAACGGGCCCAUUGAGCCGAAGCGGGUUACGUGGUGCCACCGCAUGAAAUCGACGCGCGACCACGCCGAGAUACCAGAGGUCAUGGAGAUCCUGGGGCUGCAGAGCCAGAUCCCCGCAUCAUCCAUCAGCGACAAAGACAAGAAGCGCUGGGCCGAGGCGGGGCAGGUGCGCAGGGCUCCGGGGGCAGUCUGGCCACCCAGAUGA
Hirsutella rhossiliensis is the source of this 999-nucleotide messenger RNA. Its product is annotated as ahpC/TSA antioxidant enzyme domain-containing protein. The transcript is spliced from 2 exons. The record is from RefSeq and is a predicted model, not a curated record. Lineage: Eukaryota; Fungi; Ascomycota; Sordariomycetes; Hypocreales; Ophiocordycipitaceae. The coding region runs from base 1 to 999 and encodes 332 amino acids.